Molecule: messenger RNA, 2309 nt
Organism: Electrophorus electricus (electric eel)
Lineage: Eukaryota; Metazoa; Chordata; Actinopteri; Gymnotiformes; Gymnotidae
Gene: enoph1
Product: enolase-phosphatase 1
Molecular function (GO): magnesium ion binding; acireductone synthase activity
Source: RefSeq, a predicted model, not a curated record
AUGUGUUAGCUAGUGCAGUGCUAACUGUCUGCUGUGAAAUUACUGGGACUUUUUUGCAUAAACAAUUUUUCCUUCCUAGUAAUAAACAUUUUGGCGUGCAAUUUUUCAGCAGGAAGCCGUUGUGUCGAAUCUGGCGUUCACCAUAUGGAAAAAUGGUAACGAUUACAAUUCCAGAAAACGUUAGCGUCUUUCUGUUAGAUAUUGAAGGAACCACAACCCCUAUCACUUUCGUAAAGGAUAUUUUAUUUCCAUACAUCAAAGAACACCUAGAAGACUACCUAUCUGCACACUGGGAGGAGGAUGAGUGCAAACAGGAUGUGCAUCUCCUAAAGAAACAGGCUGAGGAAGACUUAAAGCAGAAUAGAGCAUGCCCAGUUCAUGCCGUGGACCAGACAGUGCACACGGAUGAGGAGAAGGCUAUCCGUGAGGUGGUGGAUAACGUUCUCUGGCAGAUGGCUGCAGAGAGGAAGACCACUGCUCUCAAACAGCUGCAGGGCCACAUGUGGAGAGCAGCCUAUGCUACAGGGAGGCUCAAAGGCGAGGUAUACCAAGAUGUGGUUCCUGCUAUUAGACAAUGGAGGCGACAUGGUCUCAAAGUCUACAUUUACUCCUCUGGAAGCAUAGAGGCUCAGAAGCUUUUGUUUGGUUAUUCAGUUGAGGGAGAUCUAUUAGAUCUAUUUGAUGGUCACUUUGACACUACCAUUGGUGCCAAAGUGGAGAGUAAAAGCUAUGAAACAAUUGCAGAGAGGAUUGGCUGUUCACCAGAAGAAAUUAUGUUCUUAACAGAUGUCACACGAGAGGCAAAGGCAGCAGAAGAUGCCGGCUUGAAUGUAGGUGUGGUAGUGCGGCCAGGAAACAUGGAGCUGACUGAGGAAGAGAGGAGCCAUUACAGAAUCAUCAUGACUUUUAGCCAGCUGGAAUUCAGCGGGAGGGCUUGAAAGACAAGGCCAGAGCAGUGUUUGCCAGUGCUCCUCCAGCAAACUUUUUAGCGUGGGAAGUGUUGGGUGACAUCGGAUCACAAAGCUGUAGCUUAUUACUUGUGCAAAGUCAAGAUCUUAUGCAACAAGUACCAAGUGCAUCACUAUUGUAGGGACUGGAAAUCCAAAUUUCUUUCUGCUUUUAAAAAAUUGAAACAAAAAACAUGUUGAAGUUAGUGUAGAUCAUUUUUUUUGGUGUGUGUUUAAAGUGCUGAUGCUUAAAUGUAAUUUAUAUUGAUAAUAUUGAAGGGGCAAAUGAGUCUUAUUUUCAAAACUUUUGGUUAUUGUCAUUGUUCAUUUAAAUUAUAGUAAUUGUACCUGUUACUCACUUCAGCAUAUAUGCUUGAAAGUGUUAUUCUGAUGUACUGUUGUGUAAAGGUUUUAAUUAGAGAUGAGGACCAUAUGCAACACAUCACAAUUGCAACAUCUACAGCCACCUAUUCACCUAUAUUGUAACUUCUAGAUGAUACUAAAACAACACUUUGUAAUCACGCAUUACUUAUCUUUAAUCUGGAAGUUUGAUUUACUUUAAUAGUACAAUACUAGACGAUACAUAUACAAAAUCUGUUAUUGGUCCUCAAAGGUAAAUGUUUCCACAAAAUUGCACAUAACCAGUUCUCACAUAGAGGGAAGCUGAAGCAAAUAGUCUUGUGAAUGCAUAUUACCAACAAAGCCGUCAUUAAGACUCAAUGGAUUGCAACAAUAAUACAACAAUUCCUAACCUAUGUGUUGGGUGUUAUUACGAAUGCAUUGUGGAGUCACAGGUUAAGUUUCUUUUUUACAGGGAACUGAAAUGGUGGCUGUGAGAUUUUGCAGCACCUAAGUUAGGAAAUCAGUCUGCUGUUUAAAAGAAGACACUAGUUAAGUCUUAGAGAGAGAGCAGCUUUAAUGAAACAGAAAGUCUUACAGAGAGGAGCUUUAAUGAAAUGGUUCAAGAUUUGUUUGAUUUGGUGGAAAUCUUACUGUUAAUGAUGAUGUCAGAUAGACCACAUUUUUAAUCUAGGUAUAAAAUGUGCCAUUUGUAGAAAGAGGUCUGGUCAACACUGUAGAUUUAAAAGUAAGAUAAUGUUUUAGACAUACAAAUUCAGUACAGAUUAAAGAACCUACUUUACCAUCUAUACCAUUGUUUAUACCAAGUGUGCAGUCUUUUCAGUGCAUUUACUUAAAUUUGGACCUGAUAAGUUGAUAUAAACUGUAUUUGUCAGAUAAUAAUAGGCUCAUUUUCAUUAUAACAUUUUCACACUAUUUGGCACAGACAUCUGACUCAUUACCUAUUGCACAGAUAUGGUUUCUUUUCAGCCAUUGUGCUUUUUUUUUUGCUUUUUUUUUUUU